Messenger RNA from Metschnikowia bicuspidata var. bicuspidata NRRL YB-4993, 495 nucleotides. RefSeq lists its product as uncharacterized. The transcript has a single exon. Lineage: Eukaryota; Fungi; Ascomycota; Pichiomycetes; Serinales; Metschnikowiaceae. The record is from RefSeq and is a predicted model, not a curated record. Bases 136 to 459 code for a protein of 107 amino acids.
CCCCUGACGCCCCGUCUCUACACAUAUCUUUCGGGGUACAUAUUUAACAAGCGUGAACAUUUGGACACCGAGGACCGCAAGGGCGCAUCGCAGUAAAGGGGCCGUUAGUGUUCUACACGAUCUUCUCGUAUCGCCAUGGGCCUGAGAAGUUGGAGGACGCUCCUUUCUUGUACAUGUGCCGGUGGGGCCAGGAUUGGCAUUUGCUAUAUGGGUUGGAUGCACUACUACAAAUGUAUUGGACUUAGUUUCUGGAGAGACGGCCAACUGAGUGGGCCCACGCCGUAUUGCUGCCAAGCAGAAGAAUCUGCAUUGCGGCCCCAAAUUCGGCUCUCGACGGUAGUCUCCACGCCGAAGCCGCAUGGCCGCUUAUUAUUCUCGCUAUCCACACCCGAAGAUCCGAUUCUAGACGAAAAUCAGGCCCACAUAAAACUGCACAGAAAGCCCCCAAGACGAAGAUAAGGCCAAGCUUAAAACUUGGUGCAAGACAUAGAUGGA